This is a messenger RNA of Filobasidium floriforme, 384 nucleotides long. RefSeq names its product autophagy protein Atg8 ubiquitin like protein. Gene Ontology annotation, biological process: macroautophagy; cellular response to nitrogen starvation. The record is from RefSeq and is a predicted model, not a curated record. Gene Ontology annotation, molecular function: phosphatidylethanolamine binding. Gene Ontology annotation, cellular component: cytosol; autophagosome; fungal-type vacuole membrane. The transcript is spliced from 6 exons. NCBI's taxonomy places the organism in Eukaryota, Fungi, Basidiomycota, Tremellomycetes, Filobasidiales, Filobasidiaceae. Bases 1 to 384 code for a protein of 127 amino acids.
AUGGCCCGCUCAAAGUUCAAGGAUGAGCAUCCUUUCGACAAGAGGAAGCAAGAAGCCGAGAGGAUCAGGAACAAGUACAACGAUCGUAUUCCCGUCAUCUGCGAGAAGGUGGAAAAGUCGGACAUCUCGGAUAUUGACAAGAAGAAGUACCUCGUCCCUGCUGACCUGACCGUCGGCCAAUUCGUAUACGUCAUCCGUAAACGAAUCAAGCUCGCCCCGGAAAAGGCGAUCUUCAUCUUUGUGGACGAGAUCUUGCCCCCAACGGCGGCAUUGAUGAGCACGAUCUACGAGGAGCACAAGGAUGAAGAUGGGUUCCUUUACGUUAGCUACAGUGGAGAGAACACGUUCGGCAAGGGACUCCGGGUCGUCCUGGACGAUGCAUAA